AUUGUGGUCACCCGUAAUACAAGCUGUAGGUAUUUUGUGAAUCGUCGAAUAACUGUUUAUAAUUUGUCAGAAACAAAACUACUCAACAGAUUUUACUUAUCAAUCUCGUCUAGAAACAGGAAUGGCGUACCGAAGCGUUGGGACGUUUGUCACCCCAAAUAAUCCAACCUACAUCGUACCUUCUCUAAUGCCCGGGUACUGUGGACAUGUGCCAACAGUCAAGUUAGAAUAUGGAGACACAUUUGGAAAUGCAUCGAUGAAACAUUUUCGGAAUAUUCGCUCUGCGGCGAUGGAGACCAGCACGAGCCCAUUCCGCAGAAACCUGUUCCCGUCCAUCUACCCCAGCAACCCAAUGCUGCUGGCCAGCUACAAGUCCCGCAGCCGAGACAAGGGCGCAUACUCCCCCUAUUGGGCACGACACAACCGGGAUUUCGUUAGACAGGAGGAAAUAAAACGUUUUGACACGCUUGCCCAAUCGCACAGACAGCAAUACAAGGACACAAGUGGAACACGGAAGCCUGUUAACUACUUUGCCAUGACGCCAAAUAGGAGAGAGAAAUAUUGAAAAGUACUGCAGAGAGAAUGACUGUUUGUAAAAGUAGACAAAACAAGA
Molecule: messenger RNA, 613 nt
Organism: Megalops cyprinoides (Indo-Pacific tarpon)
Lineage: Eukaryota; Metazoa; Chordata; Actinopteri; Elopiformes; Megalopidae
Gene: cimip2c
Product: family with sequence similarity 166 member C
Exons: 3
Coding region: 122-565 (147 amino acids)
Source: RefSeq, a predicted model, not a curated record